This is a messenger RNA of Phyllostomus hastatus (greater spear-nosed bat), 1599 nucleotides long. RefSeq names its product beaded filament structural protein 2 (gene BFSP2). Gene Ontology annotation, cellular component: intermediate filament. Gene Ontology annotation, molecular function: structural molecule activity. Lineage: Eukaryota; Metazoa; Chordata; Mammalia; Chiroptera; Phyllostomidae. Bases 79 to 1323 code for a protein of 414 amino acids. Gene Ontology annotation, biological process: intermediate filament organization. The transcript is spliced from 7 exons. The record is from RefSeq and is a predicted model, not a curated record.
CACGGGGACGCUGGGGCUGGAAACCGAGAGCCACUGGACUCUGUAAAACCACCAGGCUCAGCACAGGCAGGAGCAGCGAUGAGCUCAAGGCGGGUGGUGGUGGAUGCGCCCACCGGCGCCAGCAUGUCCCUCCAGAGGCACAGGGUGUCCUUCAGGGGAAUGCGGUCGUCGUCUUCCCUGGAUAGCCCCCCAGCCUCCAGGACCAGUGCCACAGGUGGCCUUGUCCGAGCCCCCAGGGUCUAUGUAGGAAUGGCACCCAGUGGGCACACAGGCGGCCUGGUUGCCCGGGUGACUCGCCGCGCCCUGGGCAUCAGCAGCGUCUUUCUGCAGGGGCUGCAGAGCUCAGGCCUGGCUGUGGCGCCCGCUCCGAGCCUGGAGAGGGACCUCGGUGCCGUUGAGGACCUGGGGGGCUGCCUGGUGGAGUACAUGGCCAAGGUGCAUGCCCUUGAGCAAGCAAUCCAGGACCUGGAGGCACAGCUGCGGAUGCACCUAGAGAGCAAGGCCGGGCGCCGUGAGAACUGGGGUGCCCUCAGGGCCUCCUGGGCCAGCAGCUGCCAGCAGGUUGGCGAGGCAGUCUUGGAAAACGCCCGGCUCAUGCUGCAGACAGAGAGUAUCCAGGCGGGCGCGGAUGACUUUAAAGAAAGAUAUGAAAAUGAGCAACCAUUUCGAAAGGCAGCGGAAGAGGAAAUUAAUGCUCUGUAUAAAGUCAUCGAUGAAGCUAAUUGGACAAAAAGGGAUCUGGAAAGUCAAAUAGAAAGCCUGAAAGAAGAACUUGGCUUUCUGUCAAGGAGCUAUGAAGAGGAUGUGAAAGCGCUGUAUAAGCAGCUGGCAGUAUCUGAGCUGGAACAAGUGGGUGUCCCCAUGGGCACUGGCCUAGACGACAUCCUCGAGACAAUCAGAAUUCACUGGGAGAGAGAUGUCGAAAAGAACCGGAUGGAAGCAGGGGCCUCGCUCCAAGCCAAGCAGCAGACAGAGGUGGCCUGCCUGGCGCAGACCCAGGAGGAGAAGCUGGCUGCCGCCCUCAGGGCGGAGGUGCACAACGCUUCGUGCCAAGUGCAGAGCCUCCAGGCUGAGACGGAAUCCUUGCGCGCCCUGAAACGAGGCCUGGAGAACACCUUGCACGAUGCCAAGCACUGGCAUGACCUGGAGCUACAGAACCUGGGUACCAUAGUCAGCAGGCUGGAGGCGGAGCUCCGGGAGGUGCGCGAGGAGGCGGAGCAGCAGCAGCGGGCCCGUGAGCAUCUGCUGGCUCACAGGUGCCAGCUGCAGAGGGACCUGGCGUCCUACCAUGCUCUGCUGGACCGGGAGGAGAGCAAGCAAUGAAGAAACUUUCUCUUUUCGUGAAGGAAAUGCUGCCUUCCUCACCAUGAAGUUUCUUAAGGAUUUUCUUCCUACUCCCGACCCAUCCCCCAAAACCCCCCAUCCAUCCCCCACCUACCCCAAGCUAGAUUACCUGCGAGAUUUCUGGGUUGGUUCAGCUUGAGCUGAAAAGCUUCCUGGAAGUGGAGAGAGAGGGUCCUUCUGCCUUAAAUUUAAGUAGUCUGUAGCUUAGCAACCUCCCUGUCUCUCUCCAAAUAAAUGUUUUGUGUGCAGCUUCCA